CGGACUGGUUGGCGACAGCCGGGUAGAGAGUAUGGCGCUCUCACACGAGAUGGAGGGCCACCUUUUGAAGCUCCCCUGGAGGUCUCUGCUUAUAGGAGACAGCAGCUUUCUGGGUAAAGUUUAUUUCACCGACUCAUCCUACGCUCUGCUCCUAACCGACCUCCACAGCGUGUGGUGUGAAGAGGCACAAGGCGAAGUUAUACAAGAAAGGUCAAGGGAGCUGAAUAAACGCCUUAAAGCCCCCAUCUCUUCAUUCCUUGGCCACUUGUCCCAGCUCAUGUCUCCAUUCCUCGAGUCCAUGAAUGACGGUCUAAGCGGAUUUACUUGUCACAGGGGUGAUGGCGAGUUGACGCUGAAAGUGAAGAGUCAGCUUUCAGGGCUUCCUUUUUACUGGGAUUUUCACUGCAAGGAGGCCAGUGUCGCCACGGUCUGUUGUCAUUUUGUGCGGCCUCUGAUGUCCGUGGCUGAGGCCCUAGACCGGCAGACCCGGGAGCUGUGUGACCUGCUGGGGAGGAAAGAUGCAGAAAUACAAGAUUACCAGGAGAGCGGAGCGGUGCUGACUCGAGGCCGUCUGAAAACAGAGAUUUUUGACGAGGUGUCGUUUCGUGAAUCUUUCCUGGCCCAGAUGACGGAGAAGAGAAACCCAAGGAAUGAGUUGGGAUUCAGUGAGCAUCUGCAGCAGCUGUACCACGCUGUGACUACCCCGGAGCUAGAGCCGCAUCCCGUGGGAGGUGGUGGAAGUCACAACGUCCCUCCGGUGAUGGGAUCGCUUGGGGAAGACACCAGUCAAGCUGCUGAGAGAGAUCCUUCGCCAACCCGAGGAGAACCCGUCCAAGGAGCCGGCCAGACUGAGCCACAGGUGCCCCCGUCUCCUGCGAGACGACCCCCCGUGGCGGUGUCUAAACCCAAGAAGAAGAAGGCUAAGGGUCUCUUUACGUGACAGGAUCCUCCUUUCCGUCCUGGGAGGCACAUGCGAUUUUAUCUCCGAGGGAGGACGUGCGCGGCCGCGAAACGUUAGAAGCAGUAAUAUCGAUACACUCUGGAGAGUCUCCGUUUUAUAAUCAUGAAGAUAGUGCUGGCUGAGAGUGAUAGCCCCGGAGUGUUUGGUUGAGGGCGGUUAAUGCCCCCCCCCUACUUUAAUGAUUAAAGAUCAUGACGCCAUUUAUCCAGACAAACUCUUAUGGAGGGAUUUUAAUUAUA
This is a messenger RNA of Spea bombifrons (plains spadefoot toad), 1200 nucleotides long. RefSeq names its product non-homologous end joining factor 1 (gene NHEJ1). NCBI's taxonomy places the organism in Eukaryota, Metazoa, Chordata, Amphibia, Anura, Pelobatidae. The record is from RefSeq and is a predicted model, not a curated record. Gene Ontology annotation, biological process: double-strand break repair via nonhomologous end joining. Gene Ontology annotation, molecular function: DNA end binding. The transcript has 8 exons. Gene Ontology annotation, cellular component: DNA ligase IV complex; nucleus. The coding region runs from base 32 to 940 and encodes 302 amino acids.